Messenger RNA from Didymella exigua CBS 183.55, 785 nucleotides. RefSeq lists its product as uncharacterized. Gene Ontology annotation, biological process: positive regulation of transcription by RNA polymerase II. The record is from RefSeq and is a predicted model, not a curated record. Gene Ontology annotation, molecular function: zinc ion binding; DNA-binding transcription factor activity, RNA polymerase II-specific; sequence-specific DNA binding. The coding region runs from base 191 to 730 and encodes 179 amino acids. The transcript is spliced from 4 exons. Gene Ontology annotation, cellular component: nucleus. Lineage: Eukaryota; Fungi; Ascomycota; Dothideomycetes; Pleosporales; Didymellaceae.
GCGAAAGCAACGCGUUAGAUCUGCUUAUGUCAUAAUUCCUCUCCAUCACUUCUUGAUCAGGUGUAUGUUUCAAAUCGGAGCCACUGACUUUGAUCACCACUGAACCCGUACUCGCGUUAAACUAGGUACGUAGCUGCUUGUCGGGUUUAGCCCUUCUUCCGUCUCAUCCGAACGGAGAAUUUACACCCCCAUGUCGACUCCUGCGACACCGAACGGCAGCACCCGCAACGCAGGCUCCGUAACAUCAGGCAGAAUCUCGAAGAACCCGAAAGCUUGCGAAGAAUGUCACCGUCGCAAACAGAAGUGUGACGGAAGAACGCCGUGCAGUGUGUGCACUAGGCGGAACAGCCGAUGCUCGUACCGAUCGUACAUUCGACAACGGGUGGGGCGUGCGUCUUUGACGAAUCGAGAUGCUCAGGUAACACAUAACACUGAUGAACCAUGUGACCAUGGAAUACGAGGUGCCGUUAUUGCUCCUAGUACUGGAGACCGCGGUCCAGCUCUAGAUGGUCUUCCUCGCUCAAUGCCGCCUCGUCUGGCAAUCUUCAACAACAUUCGAGCCACACAGAAUACAUCACGGGGAAGGACUGAGUUGUUCUAUGGGGCAUCAUCGCCAUUCUCUGUCCUGCAGCACCUCGAUGCUCACCUUCCGAUGCAAGGAACUCCUGCUGUGUACCCUAGUCCUGAUGGCGAAGAAGUCCAAAACGGUGAUCGGAGCAUCAAGAGUUAGAACUAUCAGCCCAUUGUCUUUGAUAACUUGCCUGAUCCUGUCACAUAUGUUAACG